GACUGAGUGUCAGCGAGAAACAGCUGGAAGAUCUGAAGACAGAAAACACAGUUUUGAGCGUCAGACUGAAUGAAGCUGAUGGUCGUCUGCAGCAGCUCCAAAACACAAACUCAGAGCUGGAGGUCAGACUGAGUGUCAGCGAGAAACAGCUGGAAGAUCUGAAGACAGAAAACACAGUUCAGUCUGUCCAACUUUCCUUGAUGGAGUCACAACUGAUAGAGACUCACAAUAACACUACAGAGCUGGAGGUCAGACUGAGUGUCAGCGAGAAACAGCUGGAAGAUCUGAGGACAGAAGACACAGUUCAGUCUGUUCAGCUUUCCUUGAUAGAGUCCAGACUGACAGACAGCUGCAACAACACCACAGAGCUGGAGGUCAGGCUGAGUGUCAGUGAGAAACAGCUGGAAAAUCUGAAGACAGAAAGCAAAGAGCUUGAGGUCAGACUGAGUGUCAGUGAGAAACAGCUGGAAGAUCUGAAGGCUGAAAACACAGUUCAGUCUGUUCAGCUUUCCUUGACGGAGUCCAGACUGACAGACAGCUGCAACACCACCACAGAGCUUGAGGUCAGACUGAGUGUUGGUGAGAAACAGCUAGAAGAUCUGAAGACAGAAAGCGAAGUUCAGUCUGUUCAGCUUUCCUUGAUGGAGUCCAGACUGACAGACAGCCACAACAACACCACAGCUCUGGAGGUCCAACUGAGGUCCACUGAGACACAGCUGGGACAGCUGGAGAAUCACACUGCAGCUCUGGAGGUCAGACUGAGUGUCAGCGAGAAACAGCUGGAACAUCUGAUGGCUGAAAACACAGUCCAGUCUGUCCAACUUUCCUUGAUGGAGUCACAACUGACAGAGACUCACAGCAGCACUGCAGUUCUGAGCGUCAGACUGAAUGAAGCUCAAGAUCGUCUGCAGCAGCUCCGAAACAUAAACUCAGGUGGUCUGAAGGUGGCAUUCUCAGCUGGACUGACUGAUUCAGGGUCAGUCGGACCGUUCAACGAACAGACGACUCUGAUCUUCUCUAAAACCAUCACCAACAUCGGCCAAGCUUACAACCAGACCGCAGGUGUGUUCACAGCUCCUGUCCGAGGACUUUACUUCUUCAGCUUCACGGCUGCAGAUUACCUGAAGGGUUACAUGGGACUCUACCUGUACAGGAACAACCAGCCAAUCAUCUUCAGCCUGGACCUCAACGACCAUGGCGGCUACGCCUCCACGUCCAAUGGCGUGGCUCUGCAGCUGGAGGAGGGCGACGGCAUCCGCCUCAGCCUGCCCGCCAGCUACCGUCUCUACGACGACUCCCGAAACUUCAGCGUGUUCUCGGGUUUCCUGCUGUUCCCCCUCUGAGGAGAAGGACCGCCGGAUCAGGGGACAAGUGAGACGUCCUCUCAGCAACAAAGUGUCCUCUCAGGUAUAGGACUGGCUUCAGAGACUGGACUUCUAUUUUGGUAAAGUGAAAGACUUCCUGAUGUACUGAUGAUGUCACAAUAAAAUAAUGAUGUUUACAUCGAUGAAGCUGAUAAAAACAGGCUUUGUACGCUCAUGAAAGACACAGAAAAGUCAAGGAGUUUGCACUUUUCCCAGUCCUGGAAAAGUUUCAGGAAACUAAAUAAACAUAAGUCCUGGAUUUUUUUCCCGUAAGCAUGUAAUGUCACAUGAUGUGUUUAAGGACCACUGGAAAUUUGAAAAUCAAACUAUACUUCAAAUGAACGUUUCUUGAAAAUAUUUAAAGAAAGAAAAAAAAAAAAAUC
Molecule: messenger RNA, 1747 nt
Organism: Plectropomus leopardus (leopard coralgrouper)
Lineage: Eukaryota; Metazoa; Chordata; Actinopteri; Perciformes; Serranidae
Source: RefSeq, a predicted model, not a curated record